Messenger RNA from Oryza sativa Japonica Group (Japanese rice), 1311 nucleotides. NCBI's taxonomy places the organism in Eukaryota, Viridiplantae, Streptophyta, Magnoliopsida, Poales, Poaceae. The record is from RefSeq and is a predicted model, not a curated record.
AGCGAACCACGCAAAUAAUACUACACACGCGCGUCACGGACACCACCCAGUCCCCUCCCCACACCACGCGCCGCCCAAAACCUCCGCCGCGUUUCGCACCACCACCACCGCCGCCGACCAUGGCCUCCUUCUUCGCCGACGACGGCGCCGACGAGCUCCCCCGCACCGCCUCCCACCCCUUCGACGCCGACGACGACGCCGCGCCCGAUGCAUCAGGAGGCGCCGCCGCCGACGACACCGGAUACGGCGGCUACGCCUCCUUCGUCGACGGCGGCGUAGAGGAUGUGGAGGAGGAGGAGGAGGAGAUCGCCGUGGAGUCCGAGGGGGUCCCGAUCGGCCACGUCUCCGGAGGGUUCUCGCCCUCGCCCUUCUCCCCCGACCCGGAGCUGGACGGCGGCGACGGCCCUAUCCUCCCGCCGCCGGCCCAGAUGGGGGCGGAGGAGGGGAUCCUCCUCCGCGAGUGGCGCAGGCAAAAUGCUAUAGUUCUUGAGGAAAAAGAGCGGAAGGAGAAGGAGCUACGGGCCCAGAUACUUGCUGAAGCCGAAGAGUUUAAGAAGGCUUUCUAUGAGAAGAGGAUACAGAACUGUGAGACAAACAAGGUCCAUAACAGAGAAAGAGAGAAGAUUUUCGUAGCUGGCCAGGAGAAAUUCCAUGCCGAAGCAGACAAGCAGUACUGGAAGUCGAUAUCGGAGCUCAUCCCACAUGAAAUAGCUACCAUUGAGAAGCGGGGAAAGAAGGACAAGGACAAGAAGCCAUCCAUCACAGUCAUUCAGGGCCCUAAGCCUGGCAAGCCGACAGACCUCUCACGAAUGCGCCAGAUCUUAGUGAAGCUGAAGCACGCUCCUCCACCGCACAUGAUGCAACCUCCACCAGCGUCUGCUGCUAAAGACGGCGCAAAGGAUGGUGCUAAAGACGGCACACCAGCCCCAGCAAAUGGAACCAAGAAGCCUGCAGAGAGCAAAGAGAAACCUGCCAACGGAUCGCCUGCGGAAGCAGAGAAGGAGCAGCCUGCAGCAUCGGAGUAACUUAUGGUAGCUCUACAGGAACGCCCGAACCUUGACUGCAGAUAUGGAAAUGCAUUUUAUUUCUAAUCCCUGGAUCUGUCUAUCCUGUAUUUAUCUUUUUAUGGAGAUUUGCGUCAGGAUGGCUAUGUAUCAGCUCUCAGAACAUUCAGCUUAGUAUCACAGCAAUUGUACUCUUUACUUGUUUUCACCUGGUACAAGUAGCUUCAGUGGAUACUUUGUGAUCAUAAGUUCAGAACUGAAAGCGUAACUGAAUGAUGGAUAUCAGACACGAUUUCUUCCCUGUGGA